Suillus plorans is the source of this 5637-nucleotide messenger RNA. RefSeq lists its product as uncharacterized. The record is from RefSeq and is a predicted model, not a curated record. NCBI's taxonomy places the organism in Eukaryota, Fungi, Basidiomycota, Agaricomycetes, Boletales, Suillaceae. Bases 1 to 5637 code for a protein of 1878 amino acids. Gene Ontology annotation, molecular function: ATP binding; protein binding; hydrolase activity. The transcript has 27 exons.
AUGAAUGCUGCGCUUUACUUCGACAACGCGAACGGGUUCGGAGAGUGGCGAAUCCUCAUAUCUACGGAGGUCUACAAACAUUUGCGUGAAUUCCGUAGAGCAGAUCAGAAGACAUUCAAGAUCAUCUUCAAGAAGAUCAAACAACUAUCGAAUGGCGAUUUCUCAGAUGAUAAUCACAAGCGAAUUAACAGGCCGGAUGCAGGCAUAGCCAUCUACGACGCCAAGGUGACAAAGGACUUACGAUUAGUAUACCAGAUUGAUUGUAUCCCUGACCAGGAUGGAAACGUAAGCCUAAUCCAGGUAUAUGGCAUUUAUACGCAUGUACAGUUUGGCAGAAUAUGGGAUGCCUUGGGUAGCCAUCUCGCACGCAAGGGCAGAGAAUAUCGUAAAAGGUGCACCUUACCAGUCCUGCCUAAAGACAGCGCGAUUCUGCCUGCGUCAUUCCCACCAGCUGAACCUGAGCCAGAAUGCUCAGAAAGCCCACUUGAUCUUAGUGAUAAAGACAUGGUUGAGUAUUUUCAGAUGUCGUUUGUGCGGUCAUUGACCCAUGACAUAGUUUCACCCUUUGCUUGUCUCAUCGCAAACCGAGACGUAGAGCACGUCUUUAAGCUCACACCUCAAGAACAAAAGAUUGUCGAGUGCACCACAUCAUAUUACGUCUUGGGUCGCAGCGGCACAGGGCAAGCAAAAACCACGACGAUGUUGUUCAAGAUUCUCGGCAUUCAGCGAGCUUGGGAAAUGAGCGCCGUCGCCAUGCCGAAGCCACGCCAAAUCUUCGUCACCAAAUCCAGAGUGCUCGCUACGAGAGCGGAAGCGUAUUUCACGAAGCUUGUCGAAUCUCUGGCGUUAGCAGGCUAUACCCUGGAGGAACUUGCAAAAAUGAAGGCACGAAGUGUUCAGGAGGGCCUUGUUGAUCUCGAUGACCUGCCCGAAUCACAGAUGAGUAUACCCAUGAAAUACAGCGAACUUGAGGACAAGCAUUUUCCGCUUUUUGUAACUUUUGAUCGACUGGCAAAAAUGACUGCAACAGAUAUCUUGGACAAGAAAGAUAGCGCAGGACUUUUCUUCAAUGUGGACGAUGCCGAGGCGCAAGACCGUUUCGUCACCUAUGACGUAUUCGCAAAUCAAUACUGGCCUCAUUUUCCACAGAAUCUCACUAAGAAUCUUAAUCCGUGGUUGGUUUUCAGCGAAUUCAUGGGGAUUGUCAAAGGCUCCGAAGACGCACUGAAUUGUCAAGGAGUUCUCGAUCGCCCAAACUACAUCCGUCUUCCUCAUCGUUCUUACCCAAAUUUUGCAAAUCAAAGGGAAAUUCUGUAUGACAUCUUCGAGUAUUAUACGAAAAUUAAGAGGCAGCGAUGUCAUCAUGAUGUUGCAGACCGUGCACAUGCGAUACUCAAGGUCUUGCGGAGCCAGAGGUUCCCUGGCCAACAUAUUGAUUAUAUGUAUGUCGACGACGUACAAGACAUCCUUCUAAUCGAUGCACUCUUUUUGAGGCAAUUAUGCGGGAAUCCGGACGGUUUGUUCUGGGCUGGUGACACCGCACAGACAAUCUCUGCAGGAAGUUCCUUCAGGUUCAAUUAUCUGAAAGCGUUUCUCUACCGCAUGGAGCAGCAAAAUACCUCGAUCAAUUCCAUUGGAGCAUGUCUUCAUCAACCUACGAUGUUUCAAUUGACCAUCAACUACAGAUCACAUGGUGGCAUUGUCAACUGCGCGAAUUCUGUGAUCGAACUGAUCACAAAAUUUUGGCCCAACACAAUCGACGGUUUUCGGCAAGAAAAAGAGGUGGCUGGUGGGCUCAAGCCUGUAUUUUUUACUGGUUGGGACGAAGAUGCCCUUCGUUAUGAACAGUUCUUCUUUGGGGCGAGCGGUAGUCACGUUGAGUUCGGAGCCCAGCAAUGCAUUCUCGUGCGUGACGAUGCGGCACGUCAGAAGUUACGAGACCAAGUUGGUCAAAUUGGACUAAUUAUGACGCUUUAUGAGAGCAAAGGCCUGGAAUUCAAUGAUGUGCUGCUGUACAACUUUUUCGAGGAUUCUGCUGUAGAUCUGUCGCGAUGGCGCAUAGUUCUCAAUGGGGUAGACGGUCAAAGAUAUGCACCGAACUUUGAACGAGACGAGGCGCGAUACGCUGGGGUUUGUAGCGAGCUCACACUUCUUUAUGUGGGGAUCACUCGAGCAAGGAAGAACAUAUGGAUCGUCGACAAAUCUGAUAAAUCAGCGCCGAUGCGUAUAUUCUGGACGUCUCGCGACCAGAUCUAUAAUUGUAUCCCCGGCACCGAUGUCCCUCAUCUAGCCGUCUCCUCGACUCCAGAAGAAUGGGCAUCCUUCGGGCGUUCACUAUUCUCGCACAAGCGCUACUCGCAGGCUAUCCACUGCUUCGAACGUGCUAACCUUCAUCGUGAAGUGAAGGUCUGUGAAGCAUAUCAACUCCGAGAAGUCGCACGUUCUAGUGUCGGAGCGGCCUUACUCAGUGACCAAACAAGAGCUUUUAACGUGGCUGCCGAUGCCUUUGCUGAUUGUGGGGCGACCGCGACAGGAAAUCAGAAGCUUCAAUACUAUCGUAACUCGGCGGAUUGCUACGUUCGAGCAGGAGAUGAUCUUAAAGCUGCCGAGGCCUAUUUCAAUACUCAAGAGUUCGAGCAAGCAGCGAAAACAUAUCGCAAGGCUGGACGGUUUGACAAGACCAUCCAUGUCCUUCAUGACCAUGGCACGGAUAUACCUGAAGAGACCAAGGCGGAGUUGUACACUGUGUGCAGACUAUUUUACUGCAGCAGGAACAACACUCAGACUCCCUUGCCACUCUUCUCCACGUUUGAUGAACAACUCGAAUUUCUGGAGGACUAUGAUCUUGAUUACGCUCGUGCAUCACUACUUGAAUCUCACUCGAUGUACUAUGAGGCCGCAGAGCUUCACUUGUCAGAGAACAGGCCCUUGCAAGCUGUCCGGGCAUUCAUCAAGGACGAAAGCAACGUCGAUUCUACUAUUCGUGCGGCCGAAACUAUAUUGGAAUACUUCUGGCGCAAAUGCUCCUUCAAAAUCACGGCAAAAUCCACGAACAAACUAACGCUGGCCACGCGUGAUUUAGUACGUAUUAGCAGUCUCAAAGUGACCACUGGACUGAUCGACAUCCAGAUAUCGAUGUUUCAAAACAUCUUGCGCGGAAAUCAUGAGCCGUUGAGAAAUCUUGCGCUUAACUUCGAUAAACAGGAUAACAAGCCAGCAGCUCUUCUUUGCCUGGACCAUAUAUUCUCUCGAACCACAGAUAUUCGAGCUUUCACGGUCGAUGAAAUGCAACGGUUCCUUCAACAAUUUCACGCCUAUGCGCGAUUGCUCUAUCUUAUUUUGACCUUCCCUGACCCUAUGGAGCAUAGCGGUAUUCAGAGACUAUUCUCCAUCGUGCGGUUGUCCGGUGAUGAGUUUCUCAUACCAGAUGGAACGUUCCUCCACAACAACUUAAUGGAAGACCGCCAGGGGAUCACUUGGGUAUCGGAACAUUCAUCCGGGUACACAGCUUCUCGUAGAGUCGUCACCCAGCUGCUACAACAAUCCAUUCGAACGAUCUUGAAAGACAAAAUAUCGGAGAUCGAUGAUAUGUGCUGCAAAUCUCCCGUCUUCUCGCAAUGCCUGGAAUUCUUGAUAUCUGGAGUAUGUCGAAGAGAUAUCUGUCCCCAAGAGCAUGUUGCAGUAUCGAAAUUAGAUCGCCAGUGUUACAACAACCGUGUUGCUAUCCACAUCUGGCAGAUCCUGAUCUUGCAAUUCAUGUAUUCCGCUCACCCAUACAUUGAGCGACGCAAAAGCAUGAGGCACUGGCUCAAGCAUCUUUAUGAGGCCAUCAAUCCACCCUUAUUCAUUCAAGGUUCCCCUGCGGACCUUGACAUGAACCUGAUGCCUCUUCGUCUGGAUGGCAUGAAAGUAGUGAAGCUCUGGAUCCGCGAAUCCUUCUACUCGCUCGACCCAUUCCAUACCCAGGCUGAAUUUUUGACGGUGUUGAUGGGAAUAACCAGUCUUAGUUUUGCUUUUGACAGGAACGACGCACCCGUCUACAUCUCUCGAGCAAAGUGUACGAUCUCCGGACCAUUGGAACUCUUUCGCAAGGGGGACAAUCGUUAUAUGGUUCAUGACCUGCUCAAUUCUUACCAAGGAGCUACCCGCAGCAGCAUCUCAUCGGGGAUUCUGUAUAUUCUACAUGUCCUCGAUAAUCGUUUACAUGUCAACCUCUCGGUGUUGUGCGACUGUAUCGAGGACAUCUGCAGCGCUUUUGUAAUCAACUAUCGAAUGGACCCAGACUUCAAUGAGUUUCCUCUUCAUAACGUUGUCCUUCCAUGUAACUGGCUGCUGUUUCCCCACAAAUUCACUGCGGAGAAAGACACUAAGCUGUUUUUGAUGGGCAAGCUUCUGGAUGAAAUAGCUAGACUAGUUGAAGCAUUGCGCGUAGAAACCAGGUCCUCUGCCUUCGUACGUCUACUAUUUCUUUUCAAAUGCUCAUUCGCUGCUGAAUUGAAUUCAUUAGUUGCUUAUAACUUCAGGAAUCGCUUCGUGAGAGACAAAGUAGACAAGAUCAUUCUUUCUCUGCACAACAACAACCCUCCUUCGAACUGGCAUCUAGCUAACUAUCGGAAACUCGUGGAUGUCGUGGUCAGGUACAUGACACCCUUGCGAGAACAGGCGCCACCCUCAGACGUUUACUUGCGAGCUCUCCUGGCUUUGGACGACAACAAAGGAGUGAGCAACCUGGUGCAUCUUGUCUACAAAACGAUGAACCAGUGUACCCGAGUCUAUAUAGUCCGACGGCUCGUAUACGAGAAGAUCAUCGAGAUCCCCCAUCUCCUUUCAUCAUACGCAGUGACCGCACAGUCUACUCUGAAAGUAGUGGCCCCUGCCUUUGUACCUCGUUUAGAACAUUCCAAGGACCCACCAGAGGUUAUCCAGCACGAUGAAAAAGAAAUAGUGGAAUUGCAACCUCAAGAGUUCGAAGAAGAAGAAGAAAUGGAGGAAGAUGUCACGGCGAACGCUGAUACCGAGGCCCGUGAUGCGGUGAUGUUGCUUGCACAUGAUCUUAGCGAGUUGCUACGCACCAACGGACCAUUGGUGGAGGAGGAAGAGGCGGCUUGCACAAUUCAGAAAGCAUACCGUCGUUACAUCAGACGCCGCUCGAGUCAUGCAGUUAACGCCGAAAUUGAUGCGAUGUUCAUGACAUGCCUGAAGGAGACGCAGUCCUCUGAAUGGCGUUCGGGUUAUUACACCUUCCUUUUCCUUGGACCAUUGCCUCACCUCCUGGUGUGCUUGGAACGAAGCAUUACUCUGACUCGCGCGGCCAUGGCGAAGACGAAAAGCCUUUUCAACAAGGAGCCUUAUGAAAAACUUGAGGAGUUGGGCAAGCAGAGAAGCGAGCUAGUAGCGCUUCUCAGGCAGGGAUUGAGAUUACGCAGACAACUGGAACCUUCCUCACCCGCUCAUCGUGACCGUGACAUUGACGCACUCAGAUCUAGAGUUUCAGAGGUCGAUGAAUUCAUGCAGGGGGUUCCCGGCAACAUGAAAGAUAUGCAAUCCGACUUUCAAAUAGCCUAUAAGGGCAUUAUUGCAAAGAAUGUUCAUGUGGGAAGGAGAAAUAGAUACCUGCUCCCAAUGUCGAGGAUAUGA